CAGCAUGCUCAUGCUUUAGAGCUGUUAAGUGACAAACUAACAGAAGGGGCAUCAGCACUGGAUGUGGGCUCAGGAAGCGGGUAUCUCACUGCCUGCUUUGCAAGAAUGACAGGACCUAGCGGGAGAGUGGUCGGCAUUGAACACAUCAACGAACUGGUUCAAAUGUCAAUAAAAAACGUGCAAGCUGACGACCCAGAACUGCUCUCCUCUGGACGCAUCAGAUUUGUAGUGGGAGACGGAAGACUCGGCUUCCCCGACGGAGCACCCUAUGAUGCUAUUCAUGUUGGUGCAGCUGCAGCUACUGUUCCUAGGGCUGUAAGGACACGUAUGGCUUUUGCUCUUGUGACAAUAAAAUAGAAGAGAGUAGAGUAGAAUAAUAGAAAUUGUACAUUUAUUCAGCUGCAUCCAAAAUACACAAACAAG
This is a messenger RNA of Monopterus albus (swamp eel), 423 nucleotides long. Its product is annotated as protein-L-isoaspartate(D-aspartate) O-methyltransferase-like. Gene Ontology annotation, molecular function: protein-L-isoaspartate (D-aspartate) O-methyltransferase activity. The record is from RefSeq and is a predicted model, not a curated record. Gene Ontology annotation, biological process: protein modification process. The annotation marks the transcript as partial. Gene Ontology annotation, cellular component: cytoplasm. The transcript is spliced from 3 exons. NCBI's taxonomy places the organism in Eukaryota, Metazoa, Chordata, Actinopteri, Synbranchiformes, Synbranchidae.